AUGGAGGCCUCGAAAGCGUUCCAAAGAAACCAUGAUGAGCUUUACAUGAAACCAUCUACAAGGUUGCGAAAGCUUAUUUCUCAGGGAGAUGUUUGUGUCCAGGCACCGGGAGUGUACGAUGGAAUUUGCGCUCGUAUCGCCAUCGAGCAGGGAUUUCAGGUCAUGUAUCAAUCCGGGGCAAUGACAACGGCAGCUCGUCUAGGCCGAGCUGACUUGGCCUUUGCUUCACUUAACGACUUUGCACAGAAUGCUCAGAUGAUUGCUAACAUCGACCCGCGCAUACCGCUGAUCGCAGAUGCCGACACGGGGUUUGGGUCUCCGCCUAACAUUGCCCGUAUGGUGCAGAUGUACGACCAAUGUGGCGUGGCGGGCUUUCAUAUUGAGGACCAGGUUGCCAACAAGCGAUGUGGUCAUCUCAAGGGGAAGGAGGUUGUGGACAUGGAAACAUGGAAAUCUAGAAUACGGGCAUGCGUCUUGGGGCGUGAAGCAAUCUACGGCGGUAGCGAUAUCGUGAUCAUUGCGAGAACAGAUGCGUUGGCUGUCGAAGGGUUCGAGGCUGCAUUGAACAGACUCAUUGCGGCAAAGGAAUGCGGUGCAGACAUGGCUUUUCUCGAGGCAAUCGAAACCGAGGAACAGAUAAAGCAAGCCGUGAAGGCUUUAGCACCAAUGCCGCUUCUUAUCAACUGUGUCUCACUUGGGAAAACACCAUGGUUUCCACCCGAGAAGCUUGGAGAACUUGGUGUGAAGCUUGCCAUCUACCCUGGCGCAGCCGGGAAAUCAGUGAUACAUACAAUUCGACGAGCAUACAAGCUUCUUAUGGAGAAGGGCGAAGACGAUGCAGCAGCCAUGGGUCUAGAGCCUCGAGGCUUCUUUGAUGUGAUGGGAUUGCAGAGAGAGAUGGAGAUAGACCGCCUAGCUGGUGGAGUUGCGUUCGGCAAGGGUGCAUAG
This is a messenger RNA of Neoarthrinium moseri, 948 nucleotides long. RefSeq lists its product as uncharacterized. NCBI's taxonomy places the organism in Eukaryota, Fungi, Ascomycota, Sordariomycetes, Amphisphaeriales, Apiosporaceae. The coding region runs from base 1 to 948 and encodes 315 amino acids. Gene Ontology annotation, molecular function: catalytic activity. The transcript has 6 exons. The record is from RefSeq and is a predicted model, not a curated record.